CCUGAACAGUGUCCUUUCUGCUGUUACCAAGGAAGCUCAAAAUGAAUCCUACUGAGAACAGCCAGAGAGUAAACCUUCCAGCCAUCCCUCAGGCCCAGAGGGAGGAAAGAGGCCUGGAGGGUGCCCAGAUCCCCAGAGCUGAGGGGAGCCAGGUGGUGGCCACUGCCAGCACCUCAGGGCAUAUGUCUUCUGCCAUGGGGGGAGCAUCAUCUGGUGGGGCCUCUGGCAAUCAAGCAGGAGAGGUGGCUGAGCCUGAGUACCCCACACAGGGUAUACUAGAUGGAAAGAUAGUUGAUUUGGUGAGAUUCCUGCUCAUCAAGUUUCGAAGGAUGGAGAUAACCACCAAGUCAGAGAUGAUGAAUAGGGCCAUGAGAGAUUAUGAGGAAUACUAUGCUGUGAUCUUUAGUAAGGCCUCUGAGUGUAUGAGAUUGAUCUUUGGUAUUGAUAUGAUGGAAGUGGACCCGUUUGUCCACUCCUAUUUCCUUUACCCUACCCUGGGAAUCACCUAUGAUGGGAUGAUGCAUGGGGUCGUAGGUGUACCCAAGACAGGUCUGGUUAUAAUUGUACUAUGCAUCAUCUUCAUAGAAGACAAUUGUGUCAGCGAGGAGGUGUUCUGGAAUGUGUUAAAUAGCCUAGGGCUGUAUGCUGGAAUGGAUCAUUUCAUAUUUGGGGAGCCCAGGAGUCUCAUCACUGAGGAUUUUGUGCAGGAAGGAUAUGUGGAGUACAGGCAGGUUCCCAACAGCCGUCCUCCUCGAUAUGAGUUCCUGUGGGGCCCAAGGGCCUAUGCGGAAACCACCAAGAUGAAAGUCUUGGAAUUUUAUGCCAGCAUUGUUAAGCAGGAUCCUAGGUCCUACCCUGAGAAGUAUGCAGAGGCUUUGAGGGAGCAGGAAGAGCGGGCUAGGGCAGAUAAUACCAGAAGAUACUAG
This is a messenger RNA of Phodopus roborovskii (desert hamster), 926 nucleotides long. Its product is annotated as melanoma-associated antigen 10. The record is from RefSeq and is a predicted model, not a curated record. Gene Ontology annotation, cellular component: nucleus. The coding region runs from base 42 to 926 and encodes 294 amino acids. Lineage: Eukaryota; Metazoa; Chordata; Mammalia; Rodentia; Cricetidae. The transcript has a single exon. Gene Ontology annotation, biological process: negative regulation of transcription by RNA polymerase II.